Molecule: messenger RNA, 1025 nt
Organism: Tarenaya hassleriana
Lineage: Eukaryota; Viridiplantae; Streptophyta; Magnoliopsida; Brassicales; Cleomaceae
Product: tropinone reductase homolog At2g29310-like
Exons: 5
Coding region: 39-818 (259 amino acids)
Molecular function (GO): oxidoreductase activity
Source: RefSeq, a predicted model, not a curated record
UUUCCGAUAAAGUAUUUAUCUCGAAGUGAACAAAGGAGAUGGAUAGUAGAUGGAGUCUUCGAGGAAUGACUGCUCUCGUGACCGGUGGAGCCGGAGGGAUCGGACAUGCAAUAGUGGAGGAACUUGCUGGAUUCGGGGCAAGAAUCCACGCAUGCGACAAGUCCGAGGUUCGUCUAAACCAAAGCUUACGUGAAUGGAAAGAGAAGGGCUUUCAAGUCAGUGGUUCAAUCUGUGACGUGUCCUGUCGGCCACAGAGAGAGAAACUCAUGCAGACGGUCUCAUCUUUGUUUGGUGGCGAACUCAACAUUCUUAUACACAACGCCGGCAUAUGUGUGAUAAAGCCAACCGUAGAAUACACGACCGAAGAUUUCUCGUUAGAGAUGGCUACGAACUUCGAGUCCGCUUUCCAUCUUUCCCAGCUUGGCCAUCCUCUCUUGAAGGCCUCGGGAUCUGGGAGCAUCGUGCUAGUGUCCUCAAUUGGCGGGGUUGUAUCAGUUCCUGCUGGGUCUAUCUGCAGUGCGUCAAAAGGAGCUAUGAACCAACUAACAAGAAACUUGGCUUGCGAGUGGGCGAGUGACAGAAUAAAGGCUAACGCUGUUGCUCCUGGUCUUGUCUUAACACCUCUGGUUGCCAGUCACAAGAAUUUAUUGGAGGGUGUCAAGUCAAGAACCCCACUCGGUCGUCUUGGAGAGCCGAAGGAGGUUGCAGCAGUGGUGGCGUUUCUGUGUCUCCCUGCAUCUUCUUACGUAACUGGUCAGACCAUCUGUGUUGACGGAGGUUUCACUGUUAAUGGUUUUUCUUAUAAACCACAGUCUUGAACCGUCGGAAACUCUUGCAAAAUACAUAAUGCGUACAGUUGCAAGUUUAUAUCAUACUAUAAACAAAUGAUGUUAAGAGUUUCACCAUAUGUAUAACUAAGGUGAUGCAUGUCCGUCGUUGUAUUACAGUUAUGGAUACGAUGAGUACUUGAACUGGUGUGUGUAUGAUUAUACCAUGUUUUAACGACUUAUCUUAUUUUAUGCACA